AUGAAUGAACUAAUCGAAAAUCUAGUAACAACAACAUCAUCAUCAUCAUCAAUAUCCCAAAAUACUAUAAAUGUUUUACAUGAAUUAGGAGAUUUAUUAAGAGAUGAUACAAAUAGAAUUGCCAUUCAUGAUAAAUUAUCUAUACUUUUACCUCAAUUCAAUAAAUUUUUAUCAAUAUCAAUAUCAACAACAUCAACAAAUGAGUCAUUAACUGAUGAAUUAAAAUUUGAAACAUUAAGAGUCGUUAUUAAUAUAUUAGCUAAUAAUGAUUUGAAUCGAGAUUUUUUCACUAAUUCAAUUCAAGUUCCAAAAUUAUUAGAAAUAGACAUCAAAGAAACUAUAAAUGAAGAUCAAGAAAGUCUUAUAAUUAUGAUUAAUGAAUUUUGGUCAAUUAUAAAAAUUCAUUUAGAUAAGAAUGAAAAAUUUCAAUUGAUAAAAUUUAUAUUUAUAUUAUUAAAUCAAUUCAUAUAUGAUACUAAUCAUAAAUCUCAAUAUUUGGAAUUUUUCAAUUCAUUAAAAAUUCAAUGGGGAUUAUAUCCUUUGAUUAAUAAAGAUACUAUAGAUGAUAUUGGUGAAUUUUUAUAUGAAUUAUUAGCGUCAAAAUCAUUAUCAUUGACUGAUAUUGAUAGAAUAUUUUUAAGUGGAAAAAUAUUAGAUAAUAUUUCUAUCAAAGAUCUAGAAGAUGAAGAAACAGGGUUAAUUAUGAUUGAUUUAUUAUCAUUAAAUGAACCAUCAAAUGAAUUAUAUAAAACGAUUUUGCAACAAAUUUCAUUAUGUGAUACAAAUGUUUCAGGAUUAAUUAAACGGAAAUUAUUAGUUCUUGCUAGUGAUUUAGCUCCAGUUUAUAACGAUAGUAACAACAACAACAACAGCAGCAGCAGCAGCACUAUUGAUGAACAAGAAAAGGCAUUAAAUAUUUCAAUAGAUCAAUUACAAUCAACUAAUGAUCCUUAUGUAUUUGCUUGUUGUUGUAUAACUAUUGGGAAUUUUAUUCAUGAUAAAUCAUCAAUGGAAAAAGCAUUAACUAUUUUGUUUAAUGAAUCAAAUAUAUCUGAAGAAGGGGAGUUAUUAACGAUAGAUAAAUUGAUUUCAUUAUAUUUUGAAAAGAAUAUAAUCACUGAUGUUAUUCAAAUUCAAUCAAUUCAUAUGUGGAAUAAUUUAAUGAAUGAAACAAUAGCUAAUAAAAUAUUAACAAAUAUUUUGGAAGAUGAUUUAUUAAAAAUUACGAAAAUUAUUAUUGAUAAUGAGAAAUAUUAUCAAGAAAUAUUAAUUUUAUAUUUAAAAUUUAUUAAAAAAUUAAUUAAAUUAUCCAAUAAAUCUUUAGUACCAUUUAAAGUGAUUGAAUAUAUUUUACAAAAUCUUGAUAAUAAUAAUAAUGGUACUAUUUUAGAUAUUAAAUAUUUACUUUUACAAAAGCAACAACAACAACAAGAAUAUGGGGGGAAAUAUACUGAGGAAAUGUUUAUGGAAUUAUUGAAAAGUUUAGUAAAUACAAUUAAUACCACCAAUGUUCUUGAACAAUUGAAAACUAUUGCUAUAAUUAAUCAACAAAUCUUAAAUGGAGAAUUAGAAAUAAUAAUUUCUAGUAAUAUUAACAUGGAACAAUUAUUGGAAAAUUAUUUCCAUCCAUUAGAACAUUUAUUAAAUCAAUUCAUAUCAUUAUUAUCAGAAUCAAAAUCAAAAUUAAAAUUAAAAUCAAAAUCAAAAUCAAAAUCAAAAUCAAAUAACAAUAUAGUUAAUCCUAAUUGGGAGAUUAAAAUUUUCCAAAAUAAUCUUAAAUUUGUUGCUAUAUCAAUUAUUAAAAUCAUUGAAAAAAAUUCAAAUGAAUUAUUAUCAACAAAAACAAAUUUAUUAAAGAUUUGUCAUGAUAUUAUUAAUGAAAAAGAAUAA
Molecule: messenger RNA, 1890 nt
Organism: Candida dubliniensis CD36
Lineage: Eukaryota; Fungi; Ascomycota; Pichiomycetes; Serinales; Debaryomycetaceae
Exons: 1
Coding region: 1-1890 (629 amino acids)
Source: RefSeq, a predicted model, not a curated record